CCUCCUCCUCCCUCCCAAGCACCUGCAAGGGGGCGGGAAGCCCUGACGUAGCCAGCCCCUGGGUGUGUGGGAGGUGCACAGCCAUCCUCUUCUCCAAAGUCCCACCUCCUCUCUCGCCUGCACGCCCCCCAAAGCUGGAGCAAGGGACUCAGGGAGGGUUUUUAUGUCCCUUUGUGCGGUGGAGGUGGCAGCAGCAACACCACAAAGGAGGUGACCGGCCAGGCCAGGGUCCUUAGCCCUCUAUGCAACUUUGCAUGGAACGCUGCGGGGAAACACAGGACACCCGCGGUCUGUUCCUUUCCCCGGCUAGGGAUCCCCAAGCUGUCAGGGGAAGGGUGCCUCCUGCGAUGCCCUAGGACCCUGUGACGUCCGCAGCACCCCAGGGCGCCCGCUGCCACCGUUGUCCCGCUGGAACCCGGACUGGACCAAGACAGGACAUGUGGGUCUCCCUCAGACACUAGCCGGGUUUGGGGUGAGGGACAUCCAGAUGGCCAAGUGGUUGCGGGACUACCUGAGCUUUGGUGGCCGGAGGCCCCCGCCACAGCCGCCUACCCCAGACUACACAGACAGUGACAUCCUGAGGGCCUACCGUGAGCAGAAGGAUCUGGACUUCGAGGACCCUUAUGAGGACGCCGAGGGUCGCCUGGAGCCAGACCCUGCUGGCCCGGGAGACACCAAAUAUGACUCUCCAAAGCACCGGCUGAUCAAAGUGGAAGCCGCGGACAUGGCCCGAGCCAAGGCGCUACUGGGCAGUCCAGGGGAUGAGCUGGAAGUGGACACUGAGUAUUCGGACCCCUUCGAUGCCCAGCCUCACCCGCCACCCCCAGAUGAUGGGUAUAUGGAGCCCUAUGAUGCCCAAAGAGUUGUGAGUGAACUCCCAUGCAGGGCAGUUCAGCUGUACGACACUCCUUACGAAGAGCAGGACCCAGAGCCAGAGGACGACGUCCCUUGUGGACAGAAGCCUCGGCAGAGCCGCCUCCCGCUGGAAGACGAGCGGCCUGCAGAUGAAUAUGACCAGCCUUGGGAGUGGAAGAAAGAUCACAUCUCCAGGGCGUUUGCAGUGCAGUUCGAUGGUCCCGAGUGGGAAAGGACCCCUGGCUCCACGAAGGAGCCCCGGAGAGCCCCGCCGGCAGAGCGCGUGGACCCGACCCUGCCCCUGGAGAAGCAGCCGUGGUUCCAUGGCCCCCUGAGCAGGGCUGAUGCGGAGAACCUCCUGUCCCUCUGCAAAGAAGGCAGCUACCUUGUGCGGCUCAGUGAGACCAGCCCCCAGGACUGCUCCUUGUCCCUCAGGAGCAGCCAGGGCUUCCUGCACCUGAAGUUCGCACGGACCCGGGAGAACCAGGUGGUGCUGGGCCAGCACAGCGGGCCCUUCGCCAGCGUGCCAGACCUGGUGUCACACUACAGCUCAAGGCCACUGCCAGUGCAGGGCGCCGAGCACCUGGCCCUGCUCUACCCAGUCACGCAGAGCCCCUGACACACAGACACACAGACACACAGCCUUGUCCUGCUCCCAGCCUGCCAGGGGCCCUGGCUGCUAAGUGGGAUGGGGGGGGCAUAGAUUACACAGAGUCCCUCUGUAUCCGCCUUUUCUACCCUUUUCUCGGUUCCAGGGCCACAAACUGUGUCACUGCCACCGCAAUAAACAUCUCACCAUCUUU
This is a messenger RNA of Jaculus jaculus (lesser Egyptian jerboa), 1658 nucleotides long. It is a transcript of the gene Shd, whose product is annotated as Src homology 2 domain containing transforming protein D. Lineage: Eukaryota; Metazoa; Chordata; Mammalia; Rodentia; Dipodidae. Gene Ontology annotation, molecular function: phosphotyrosine residue binding. The record is from RefSeq and is a predicted model, not a curated record. The coding region runs from base 488 to 1474 and encodes 328 amino acids. The transcript is spliced from 7 exons.